This is a messenger RNA of Staurois parvus, 210 nucleotides long. The record is from the annotation of a GenBank genome assembly. NCBI's taxonomy places the organism in Eukaryota, Metazoa, Chordata, Amphibia, Anura, Ranidae.
UUGUCAGCGGGAGGAAUAGUGCCCCAUCAUUGGUAUCAGGGGGAGGAAUCGUGCCCCAUCAUUGGUGUCAGGGGGAGGAAUAGUGCCCCAUCAUUGGUGUCAGGGGGAGGAAUAGUGCCCCAUCAUUGGUGUCAGUGGGAAGAAACGUGCCCCAUCAUUGGUGUCAGUGGGAGGAAUCGUGCCCCAGCAUUGGUGUCAGUGGGAAGAAUC